UUCAGUACUUUCAGCAUCGCGCUUGUGUUCAGGGGCUGAAUGCAGAUUACACUGGAUGGUCAGAGUGGUCCUGGGGAAGAAUGGAUGACAUUGGACAGUUUUGGGAUGUUUGAUUGCAAAUUUGAUUGCAAACCAAAAAGGUGUCAGGAGCAUGUACAGCUAUGCAAGUCUUUUACUUGGGACUCUUCAGUCCCUUUGUGCUUUGGAUGUGAGUGUGUGUACGCGCGUGUGUAUGUGUGUGUGUACGCGUGUGUGUGUGUGUGUGCGUGUGUGUGCAUGUGUGUGCAUGUGUAUGGGUGUGUGUGUGUGCGUGCGUGUGUAUGUGUGUGGGUGUUUAUGGGUAUGUAUAUGCGUGUGUGUGCGUGUAUGUGAGCAUGUGGGUGUGUAUGUGUGUGUUAUGUGCAUGUGUAUGGGUGUGUAUGUGUGUGUGCAUGUGUGUGGGUGUGUGUGUGCAUGCGUGUUAUCAGUAUUCAGGGGAAAUGAGUGUGGAACAGUGAGAGAAGCUGUAACGGGUGAUCUGUGUUGAUAAAGCUGAGCUGCACUCUGUGUCUCUGUGCUGAUUAGGCCUGCUGUCUAAUACAGGGUUUUCUCUGUAAUUACCCCUUGUUAUCAGGGCUAGAGCAGAAGCCUGUACAUGUGGCUGUCCUCUCCAUACAUUACACUAGUGCUAGGAUCAGCUCCAGCACAUUUAUACCAGGGACUAGGAUCGGCUGCAGCACAUUUAAACCAGGGACUAGGAUCAGCUCCCACACAUUUAAAGAGAUGGAUCCCUGAUGCCCUCACUCCAGAGGAGCAGCAGGACCUGGAGAACAUCCAAAAACGCAAACGAGAGCUGCUGCAGGAGAUACAGCACCUAAAGGAUGAGAUAGCAGAGGUGACCAAUGAGAUCGAGAACCUGGGCUCCACAGAAGAGAGGAAAAACAUGCAGAGGAAUAAACAUGUGGCCAUGGGCCGCAAGAAAUUCAACAUGGAUCCUAAAAAGGGGAUCCAGUUCCUGAUUGAGAAUGACCUGCUGAAGAACACCUGUGAAGACAUUGCCCAGUUCCUCUACAAAGGGGAGGGGCUUAACAAGACUGCUAUUGGAGAUUACCUGGGGGAGAGGGAUGACUUUAACAUCCAGGUCCUGCAUGUGUUCGUGGAUCUCCAUGAGUUCACAGACCUGAACCUGGUCCAGGCCCUCAGGCAGUUCCUGCCAUUCUUGCAGCUUAUUGGCUGGUUUUGCAGGCAGUUCCUGUGGAGUUUCCGGUUACCGGGGGAGGCGCAGAAGAUCGACCGCAUGAUGGAAGCUUUUGCCCAGAGAUACUGCCAGUGCAAUCCUGGGGUCUUCCAGUCUACAGAUACCUGCUACGUUCUGUCAUUCGCCGUCAUCAUGCUGAACACCAGCCUGCACAACCCCAACGUGAAGGACAAGCCGUCUGUGGAGCGAUUUAUCGCCAUGAACCACGGCAUCAACGACGGGGGAGACCUUCCUAAAGAGCUGCUGAGGAAGUUGUAUGAGAGCAUAAAGAACGAGCCUUUCAAGAUCCCAGAGGAUGAUGGGAAUGAUCUCACUCACACCUUCUUUAACCCGGACCGUGAAGGCUGGCUCCUUAAACUGGGCGGUCGAGUGAAGACCUGGAAAAGGCGGUGGUUCAUCCUCACAGACAACUGCCUGUACUACUUUGAGUACACCACUGACAAAGAGCCGAGAGGGAUUAUCCCGCUGGAGAACUUGAGUAUACGGCAGGUAGAGGACUCCAAGAAGCCACACUGCUUUGAGCUCUUCAUCCCGGACAGUAAGGACCGGGUGAUAAAGGCCUGUAAGACCGAGGCAGAUGGGCGGAUGGUGCAGGGGAACCACACCUUCUACCGAAUCUCCGCCCCCACCGCCGAGGAGAUGGAGGAUUGGAUCAACAGCAUCAGGGCAGCCAUCAGCCGGGACCCUUUCUAUGAGAUGCUAGCAGCCAGGAAGAAGAAAGCAUCCUCCCUGAAGAGGCACUAGCCGUGCUAGCCAGGUGCAGCCAAGACUGUUCAGUAUCAGAGCACCAGCCACUAUUGAGACUCUCCACUAGCCUGCCUGGCUAGGCAUUAGCAGGCGCAUUAACCUGGCUGGCUAGGCAUUAGCAGGCUGUGCACUAGCCUGGCAGCCUUGGCAUCAGUGGGCUGUGUACUAACCUGGCUGGCUAGGCAUCAAUGGGCUGUGCACUAGCCUGGCUAGCUAGGCAUCAGUGGGCUUUGCACUAGCCUGGCUAGCUAGGUUCAGCUUUUUUAGCAGAGCUGUCUUUUGCGCUUGAGGAUGUGGGCUGUGUGAAUCAGCUACUCUCAGGGGAGGGCCUUCAUUGGUGGGAGGAGCCAGGGGGUGGGAUCUCAGCAGGAUGAAGCUCUGGGAUUGGAUGAAACUCUGGGAAUGCUGGUAGCUAAUGAUUCUGCCUACUGACCUUCAACCGAACAGGACAUAGCCAUGCCCUGCCAUGCCCCCUUCCUCUCUCCUCUCUCUUGCCGGGCACUGAUGUUCCUCACUGGUUUUCUCAGCUCACACACGCACACACACACAUACAGGUGCGCAUGCUCACACACACACACAUACACACUCAUGGACACAUACAUACACACACGCACACGUACAAGCUUACACAGGCACGCACGCACACACACACACACACACAUACAGGUGCGCAUGUUCACACACUCACAUACACACACUUGGACACAUACAUACACACAUUCACAUGCGCACACACACGCACGCUCACACACACGCACACAUGCACACGCUUGCACACACACGCACGCUCACACACAUGCUUGCACACACGCACACACACACACGCUCACACACGCGCACACUCACACACACGCACACACACACACGCUUGCACAGGCACGCACACACACACACACGCUUGCACAGGCACGCACACACACACACACACUCACACACACACACACACACACACACACACACUAAUGCAGCUUUCACCCCAGUGUGCUCUAGGUGUAUAGGUAUAGAGUGUGCUCUAGGUGUAUAGGUAUAGGCAGAGUGUGUAUUUUUCACACCCAGAUGUGCGCCUCUGUUCCCUCUCAAGGGCAUCUCAGGGGCGAGGGCCACGCCCUGUCACUGCUGGUGUUCUUUCUGUUCUUUCUGGGUUUUUUUAUUUAUCUUUUUAGAGCUUUCCCCAUCAUUGGCCACCCCCCACUUCUCUUAUCACUUAUUCGCUUAUUUCCUAGCUUUCUAUUGGUUGCAACUUCUACGGGGGGUGGGGGGCACACAGUAAUAAGAGAGAUCUGUCUGGGACUGACGAUCAAUCAUUGAGUAAACACAUUGAGCAAUGUGGAGGGAGAGAGAGCGAGAGAGAAAAGAUAGAGAGCGAGAGAGAGAGAGGGAGACGGGGCAGUCAAGUGAUGGGAAAAGUUAUCCGGCAUUGGGUGUUGAGGACCAUGGGAAGAGAUUUUGGCUGUAAAUUCUCAGGAAUCUCAUGUUCAUCUUUGUGCCAGUAGAGUUUUGGGGUGUGGCCUGCGCUGACCAAUAAGGAGUGGCCUUGAAGGCCGGAUGCAGAAAUGGUGGCAGAAGUGAGUGCCAGGGCCUGGUCAGCCGCUCCACGCCUGCAGAAGGUCAAAGGUCACAGAAGUGGUUCUCACCAGCAGUGGAUGAUUAAGAGAUGGGGUCGAAUGAAGGAGUGAAAACACUUCCCAGCUGACUGGUUAAGGGUCCUUUAACAGGAACUCACUCACAUGCCUCUUCCCGUCCUGACUGAACAUACUUCCUCUGGUCUUCUCCUCGUUUAUGAAGUUCAUAAAAAGUCAAACUGGAUUAUGUGCCUGCAGAGUAGAUCAUGAUUGAUACGGGUAGGCUGGUUCCAAAACAGUUUCAGAGAUACGUAAAGGCUUAAUGCACACACUGUACCCACUCCAGGCAGACGUGUGCUUAGCUCCACAUUAUAGCAGUACACACUACAGACGUGAACUCAUACGCAACAGUAAAUUACUUUCCUCACUCCCUACUGUGUGGGUCACAGUUGACAUACAUGGUUAUAAAGCAGUGCAGUGUGGGUAAUGUAGUACCCACUGUACUCUCUGCUUCUGUAGAUGGCGUACCUCUUUAUUGGUACCCCGUGUGCCGUUGCUAUGCUGAAAUACAGAGUGGGCCCGCACCCCCAAAAUAAUGGGGGUGGGGGCGUGCGGCCAUAGGAAUUAUGCAGAUGCACCCGGCUGUAGCCCCGCCCCCACUCUUCAGAAAGGGACAUAUCUGUCUCUCCCUCUGUCCUGUCCUGCAAAAAAAACUACAUUUGUGUGUGAAAGCGAAGCUGAGAUUUCUUACGGUGAUCACAGGUUGGUGAAUGCACCUGUUCGUUUCUGUUUGAUCAGCAUUUAAAUGCAGAUCUGUGUGUGCUGACCUCUGCGCCGCCUUUUCUGUGCCUUUGCACCCCAGAGUGCUGACUAAACACAAAAGGAGAUUAUAUUAUAUAUUAUUAUAUAUGUUAUAUAGUAUUGCAUUACAUAUUAUUCGUCUCAUCACAGCUGUAUGUUCACAUCCCUAUAGUUUUGGGCCUAAUUUAUAAUGUCAUUAUUUGCAUUUACUCUAGAAAAGCAGCAGGUUUUUUUUUUUUCAUUUUUGUAUCAUUGUUGGAUUUCAGCCAUGUACUGUGGACCCAAUAAAGGAAACACAAAUUUAA
Anguilla rostrata (American eel) is the source of this 4652-nucleotide messenger RNA. Its product is annotated as cytohesin-1. Gene Ontology annotation, molecular function: guanyl-nucleotide exchange factor activity. Gene Ontology annotation, biological process: regulation of ARF protein signal transduction. The record is from RefSeq and is a predicted model, not a curated record. Bases 635 to 1981 code for a protein of 448 amino acids. NCBI's taxonomy places the organism in Eukaryota, Metazoa, Chordata, Actinopteri, Anguilliformes, Anguillidae. The transcript has 13 exons.